Messenger RNA from Lachancea fermentati, 1950 nucleotides. NCBI's taxonomy places the organism in Eukaryota, Fungi, Ascomycota, Saccharomycetes, Saccharomycetales, Saccharomycetaceae. The record is from the annotation of a GenBank genome assembly.
AUGGCCCACAACGUCCAGGCCCGUCGCAAGCGCACCAGAACCGUGGACGGCGUGAUGGGCGCCGCCCCAGGCCGCGUGUUUCUCGACAACGAGUCCGACGUGCUCGUCGACGACAUGCUGGCGCGCCAGCCCGCGUUGCUCCACGGCAACUUGCUCGAUCCGGGCUUCGCCGACGAAUCUGCCGACACCCAGGACGCCCCAGACGACGACGACGUGAUCUUCGUCAAGGAGCAACCCGUGGGCGGUUUCGACGCGCCCAUCCCGGUCGCAGACUCCUACUACACCGCCAAGAAAUUCAAGAAGCAGCGCACCGUGUCUUUGCCGCAGCUGCCGCAUGCCAAGCUGCUGUACGACGCGCGCAAAGCCGUCCCACGUCGCCAAAACGACGAGGAUCUCGUGCAUCUCAGUGGCAGCUCCACCAAGACCAUCGACGGCAACCGCGCCGUCACUUUGAAAGUGGUGCGCAGCGUUUCCCCGCACACCUCCGACCCCACCAUGCUCAAGCGGGUCGCUGCCGCGCCCCCCAAGAUCUCCAAACUGGUUAUGGGCAAGAAAAAAAAGCGCGAGCUCUUCCAGACCGACAAAGAAGGCCACUACGUGUUCCAAGAAGAGGACGUGUUUGGCAGCGGCCGUUUUGUCGUCAAGCAAUUGCUCGGCCAAGGCACUUUCGGCAAAGUUGUCAAAUGCAUCGACAAUGACCCUGCCAACUCGCUUCAAUCCUUUGAAGACCCGUUUGCAGAUUGUUACGACUACGAAUCCUUCGAUCGCAACCGCGAACUACGACAGCCCAAAUACGUGGCCGUCAAGAUCAUCAGGGCAGUGGACCGCUACCGUGAAGCCGCCAAAACCGAAUUGCGUGUUCUCAAGACGAUACUCGACAAUGACCCAUUGGGCCAGUACCAAUGUCUGCUUUUGCGCGAGUGUUUCGAUUACAAAAAUCACAUCUGCCUUGUCACCGACCUGUUUGGGAAGUCAGUCUACGACUUCAUGUGCAACAACGGUUGCUCACGGUUCCCAGGCUCCCACGUGCAAGCUAUUGCCAAGCAACUGAUCAGGUCCGUUUGCUUUUUGCACGAUUUAGGGAUCAUUCACACCGACUUGAAACCCGAAAAUGUUUUGUUAUGCGACGAGUCUUUUGUCACCAAGCCCUUGCCACAACACCAAAUCUCUGCCAUGAGCCCGCGCCGCAAGUCUGCAAGUGGUGGCAAAAGAAAACUGCUCACAAACCCGGAGAUCAAAUUAAUCGAUUUUGGGAGUGCGGUUUUCCACAACGAAUUCCAUCCCGCUGUCAUCUCCACUCGUCAUUAUAGGGCUCCUGAAAUUGUCUUGGGUUUGGGUUGGUCCUUCCCCUGUGACAUUUGGUCCAUAGGAUGCGUGCUCGUCGAGCUCGUAACCGGUGAAUCUUUAUACCCCAUUCAUGAGAACCUCGAGCAUAUGGCUAUGAUGCAGCGAUUCAACGGCCAACCUUUCCCCCCUAAGAUUGUGGAAAAAAUGUUUUACAAAGCCGAGCGCAAGUUAGGAAACCUCCCCCCGGAUUUAAAUGCCACGGUAUUAAAGCAUUUUGACAGAGAUACACUGUCUCUUAGAUGGCCAGAAAGAAACAAGAAGGGAGAAAUCAUCACAAAGGAAAAGUCGAUGAAACGCGUUUUGACAACAUGUGACCGUCUAGACAAGUACAUUUGUCAAAAAAUAAAGGAAGAUUAUGGCGAAUGGUUGUUGAUCAACUGGGAUAUGACUCCCGAAGACAAUUGGGCAUACAUCGAGUCAAAAUAUCCAGGGCACGAAUUGGACAGGGAAGUAUUUUUAUUUUGGUUUUGGUUUCUUGAUUUGUGCAAGAAAAUGUUCGAAUUCGAUCCUACUAGAAGAAUAACAGCUAGGGAAGCAGUCGAUCAUGAAUGGUUUAAUUACGGUAUAUUGGAUGAAGGUAUAGCAAGCUUCGGAAAAGCUUAA